Molecule: messenger RNA, 1340 nt
Organism: Eupeodes corollae
Lineage: Eukaryota; Metazoa; Arthropoda; Insecta; Diptera; Syrphidae
Product: leucine-rich repeat-containing protein 58
Exons: 3
Coding region: 184-1257 (357 amino acids)
Molecular function (GO): protein binding
Source: RefSeq, a predicted model, not a curated record
UCUUUCGUCUUAGUUUGAGAUAGAAAGCGCCGGGCUACGGAUCGCGAUGUGAAUCAGUUUUUUUUUUUUUUUAAUUUUGAAUCCAACCAACCAAAAAUAUUUUAUAUAAUUUCACAACUAGUAAUUAAAUUUUCAUAAAUUUUUCAUACAAAACAAUAAAAUUAUUAUAUUGAAACACACAAAAUGGAGGUAUACACAUCAGAUAGCAGCGAUACUGAUACUCGGGAAUUGAAAACAAUCGAUUAUGGUCGUAUGAAUUUAACCGAGAUUACCCUCGAAGAUGAUCUCAACUCGGAAACAAAGUCCAAAUUAAAAAGUCAAAAGGACAUCGAAACAAUGCUUUUAAAUCAUAAUCGUUUAAAAUUUAUACCACCUGCUUUAAAAAAUUUUGUCAAUUUAAAAGUUCUGGAUUUGAGUUCAAAUACCUUGACCGAAUUGCCAGAGGCUGUUAGCUCAUUACCGUUAGUGACAUUGAUUGCAAAAAAUAAUCUGCUUACAAAUAAUUCAUUGCCCAAGUCGUUGGUUUCGAAAAAUUCAACUUUAAAGGAGCUUAAUUUGAGCGGGAAUUUGUUGACACACUUUCCAGACCAGAUAUUGGAAUUGAGAUAUUUGAGAUAUCUCUAUGUGGGUGGAAAUCAAAUAUCUAACAUUUCAAAGGAUAUAUGGAAGAUGCACAGUUUGCAGAUUCUUUCUCUGGGUGGAAAUUUGAUCAACGAUGUCCCUGAUACUGUUGGCUGCCUGGGCCAACUUCAAGCCCUGGUUCUUUGUGAUAAUCUAAUUGAAAGUCUUCCUACAAGUAUUGCUCGUUUAAAAAAUCUCAAAUCUUUAUUAUUGCAUAAGAAUCGUCUUCGACAUUUGCCAAAAGAUAUUGUGGCCCUUAAAAAUUUGACAGAGCUUAGUCUUCGUGAUAACCCAUUGGUGGUGAGAUUUGUUCAAGAAAUGGCCAUUAAUCCGCCAUCUUUAAUGGAAUUAUCUGCUAGAGCUGUCAAAGCAACUGCAACUAAAUAUGGACCAGAAGACUUACCACAUACUGUUUUGGAGUAUCUAAAUAGUGCUAAUUGCUGUGUGAAUCCAAAUUGCAAAGGCGUUUUCUUCGAUAAUCGGGUGGAACAUAUUAAAUUUGUUGAUUUUUGUGGAAAGUAUCGAGUACCUUUAUUGCAGUAUCUAUGUUCUUCAAAGUGUAUACAGCCUGAAACAGAACAAAGAUCAGAAGCUGGUGCAAGCGGAUAUUUGAUGAGAAAAGUGCUUCUUGGGUAGAUUUAAGAGAGAAUUGUUAUGUAUUGGAGUGAAUUUAAGAAUUGUGAUUGAUUGAUUUAUUAAAGUGAUUUGUGUACCUUUGA